UGGCAAUCAGAGUUAAAUCUUGUGUGCACGGGUAUAUAUAUAUUUCAGUUUUCCCUGUUUCGAUACUUUGUUCUGCAGCCUCUAAGCACAAAACAAGCGUAACUGUUCAGAAGAGAGAUGAAGACCUUGGGCGCACUUCCUGCCCUGUUCGGGAUCCUGCUCCUCCUGCGGGGCUCGCAUUCAGCCACGGAGCCCUACCUUACCCUGUACUCUGAAUUGGAACUCCCAGGGCACCUGUUUCACGCUCAAGAGAGGAAGUCAUUACAUAAGAAACUUCGAUGAUAAAGCCAAGUCUAUCUGCGGAGUUGGAGUAUGGUUCCUGUAUGAGGACAUACCAGGACUUAGCAGUAUGUCGUCCCUGGUAUCGUCAGCACGAUACGCAGGUACCCAGGACAUCUAUGAGGAUUCCUUAACCAUGUAUUUCCAUGGCGACCAUAAAGGACCCGAGUACUUGGUCGUGAGAGACAUCGACUUCUUGAGAGAGGUCUUCGAAGACGUGGCUUCGAGCUUCGUCAUCACUGGAAGUUCCAGCUGGACGGUGCACGAGCACCCAGACAUGACCGGGAAAUCAGCUUGCAUGGAACCAACACAGCAAGGAAACUGGUUCUAUGGGAUUUUUGACGUGGCUGAUCUACAUGGCUUCGGAAACGAUAUGGUUUCCUCAGUGUCAAAGGGGUGCAACAGCGAAAACAUUUUCAAAUAUGUACCAAAAUACCCUUGAGGAUUUAUUUCUUAAGAAAAAUAUAUUUUCUUGAUGUUU
Penaeus vannamei (Pacific white shrimp) is the source of this 760-nucleotide messenger RNA. RefSeq lists its product as uncharacterized. The record is from RefSeq and is a predicted model, not a curated record. NCBI's taxonomy places the organism in Eukaryota, Metazoa, Arthropoda, Malacostraca, Decapoda, Penaeidae.